AUGGUGUCGCGGCUCUGCGUGCUGUGGGCAGUGGCAGCGCUGGCGCUGCUGAGCCGGCGGGCGGUGGCGGUGGGGCCGGUGGUGCGGUGCGAGCCCUGCGACUCGCGGGCGCUGGAGCAGUGCAAGCCGCUGCCGCCCGAGUGCUCCGAGCUGGUGCGGGAGCCGGGCUGCGGCUGCUGCUUGACCUGCGCCCUGCAGGAGGGGCGCCCGUGCGGAGUCUACAGCGAGCGCUGCGGGGCCGGCCUCAGCUGCCAGCCGCGCCGAGGGGAGCUCAGACCCCUGCAGGCGCUGCUGGAGGGCAGGGGGCUUUGCACCAACGUGACCACGGGCAGCAAGCUGAGGACCUUCCUGCUGCAAGGAGUAGGACCACAUGUUCCAGGAAAUUCCAGUGAUUCAGAAGAAGACCAGAAUGCCAGUAGCAUAGAGAAUCAGGCCAUCCCUAACUCUCACAGGGUGUCAGAUUCCAAAUCACAUCCACAUCACACCAAAAUAGAUAUCAUCAGGAAAGAACAAGCCAAAAAUACACAGCGGUACAAAGUGGAAUAUGAUUCACAAAGUACAGAUACACUGAAUUUCUCUUCUGAAUCCAAACAAGAGACUGAAUAUGGUCCCUGCCGUAGAGAAAUGGAAGAUACAUUAAAUCACCUAAAGAUCCAGAAUGUCUUGAGUCCAAGAGGAUUCCAUAUUCCAAAUUGUGACAAGAAGGGAUUUUACAAGAAAAAGCAAUGCCGCCCAUCCAAAGGCCGAAAGAGAGGCUAUUGCUGGUGUGUGGAUAAAUAUGGACAGCCACUUCCUGGAUAUGAUGGGAAAGGAAAAGGAGAUGUCCACUGCUACAACUUGGAAAGCAAAUGA
Messenger RNA from Emys orbicularis (European pond turtle), 852 nucleotides. It is a transcript of the gene IGFBP3, whose product is annotated as insulin like growth factor binding protein 3. Gene Ontology annotation, cellular component: extracellular region. Gene Ontology annotation, molecular function: insulin-like growth factor II binding; insulin-like growth factor I binding; fibronectin binding. NCBI's taxonomy places the organism in Eukaryota, Metazoa, Chordata, Testudines, Emydidae. Gene Ontology annotation, biological process: regulation of insulin-like growth factor receptor signaling pathway. The transcript is spliced from 4 exons. Bases 1 to 852 code for a protein of 283 amino acids. The record is from RefSeq and is a predicted model, not a curated record.